AAUUUGUGACUCAACCUUCAUGUUUAUAUGCAGGUGUUGAGGAAGUUGAUCAUAAAUUCUUGAUCUAAGAUGGAUAAAUCUUCAAACUUUGAUGAGAAUUCUUAUGAGGGUUAUCACCCUUCUCCUUCUGUGGAUCAUUCAGCAACUGCUACUCCUGCUUUCUCCACAAUGAGUGGUGAUUCAAGUUCAGAGGCAUCAAACUUCUCAGAGAUUGUUGAUGAGAGCAGCUAUGGAAGUGAACCUUCACCUUCUCAGUGGAGAAAUGUUAAACCUGGAGCUAAACAUGCUGUUCUUUCCAGGCUAGGAAUGAAGCUGCGCAAGCAUUCAGUGGAUGAUACACUUGAUGACUGUGAUCUCUUGGAUUCAGCUGAGCUUGAUAUGAUGAAGGAAAAAUUUGCAAAACUUCUGCUGGGAGAAGACAUGUCUGGUGGUGGUAAAGGUGUUUGCACUGCAAUUACAAUCUCAAAUGCCAUUACCAAUCUCUAUGCAACUGUGUUUGGACAAAAUUUAAAGUUGGAGCCACUGAAGCCUGAGAAGAAGGCUAUGUGGAAAAGGGAAAUGAAGGUUCUUCUAUCAGUGUGUGAUUACAUAGUGGAAUUUGCCCCAACUGCACAAUAUUUAGAAGAUGGCACAAUUGUGGAGAUGAUGAAAAGUAGGCCAAGGUCAGACAUCUAUGUCAACCUCCCAGCAUUGCAGAAGCUUGACACAAUGCUCAUAGAAAUAUUGGAUACUUUCCAGGAUACUGAAUUUUGGUAUGCAGAGAACAUUCCAGGGAAUUCAACUCGGUUACGUGCGGCCUCAUUUCGAAAGAUUGUUCCAAGGAAAGAGGAGAAAUGGUGGUUGCCAGUUCCUUGUGUUCUCCCUGGUGGCCUCUCUGAUAAGUCAAGGAAGCACUUGAUUGAGAAACGAGAUUGUGCUAAUCAAAUUCAUAAAGCAUCCAUGGCAAUAAAUAGCAAUGUUCUUGCAGAAAUAGAUAUACCAGAAACAUAUAUAGAUGAUCUUCCCAAGAGUGGAAGAUCAAGUUUAGGGGACACAAUUUACCACCAUAUGUAUAAUGCAGACAAGUUCUCACCUGAUCACCUUCUUGACUUUCUCAAAAUAAGUUCUGAACAUGAAGCACUAGAGCUAGCAGACAGGGUUGAAUCAUCAAUGUACACAUGGAGACGUAAAGCUUGUCUAAACCAUUCAAAGUCAUCAUGGAAAAAAGUAAAGAAUCUCAUGGCUGACACCGACAAGAAGGACAAAAACUACAUCUUAGCAGAGAGAGCUGAGACUUUACUGUUCUGCUUGAAGCAAAGAUAUCCUGAACUUUCACAAUCUUCUUUGGACACAUGCAAGAUUCAAUAUAACCGUGAUGUAGGGAAAGCAGUACUAGAGAGUUAUUCAAGAGUAUUAGAAGGCCUAGCAUUCAACAUUGUUGCUUGGAUUGAAGAUUUUCUUUAUGUAGAUAAAUCAAUGAGGAAUCGAGAUGUGUAGAAACCACAACUGGGUUUUACACCUGCGUCUUAACAUUGUUGCUCUUCCAUCCAACAAUCUU
Molecule: messenger RNA, 1537 nt
Organism: Gastrolobium bilobum
Lineage: Eukaryota; Viridiplantae; Streptophyta; Magnoliopsida; Fabales; Fabaceae
Product: rop guanine nucleotide exchange factor 2-like
Exons: 7
Coding region: 70-1476 (468 amino acids)
Molecular function (GO): guanyl-nucleotide exchange factor activity
Source: RefSeq, a predicted model, not a curated record